Messenger RNA from Caenorhabditis angaria, 802 nucleotides. NCBI's taxonomy places the organism in Eukaryota, Metazoa, Nematoda, Chromadorea, Rhabditida, Rhabditidae. The record is from the annotation of a GenBank genome assembly.
AUGGCUCGUCGUUAUGAUAGUCGUACGACUAUCUUCUCUCCAGAAGGUCGUCUUUAUCAAGUCGAAUAUGCGAUGGAAGCAAUUUCUCAUGCUGGUACAUGUUUGGGAAUUCUCGCCUCCGAUGGUAUUAUAAUCGCAGCAGAGAAGAGAAAUGUGCACAAACUUUUGGAUGAUACUGUUUUGGCUGAGAAAAUCUAUCGAUUAUCCGAUAAUAUUUCGUGUACAGUUGCCGGAAUUACAGCUGAUGCCAACAUUCUUAUUAAUCAUUUGAGAUGGUGGGCUGCCAGUUAUCGCAAUGAUUUUGGAGAAGAAAUGCCGGUCGAACAAUUGGUUCAAACAUUGUGCAAUGAAAAGCAGAGAUAUACCCAAAUCGGAGGAAAAAGACCGUUCGGAGUAUCAUUGUUGUAUGUUGGCUGGGACAAACAUUAUGGUUUCCAACUUUAUCAAUCUGAUCCAUCAGGAAACUACACCGGAUGGAAAGCAACUUGCAUCGGAAAUAAUCAUCAGGUAAAUAAAUUCACACAAUCUUGAAACUCUUACAUAUUCAUUAUUUCAGGCUGCUGUUUCAUUGUUGAAACAAGAAUACAAAUCACCAAAUUUGGAAGAAGCCAAAAAGUUGGCUAUCAAAGUUUUGUGGAAGACAUUGGACGUUAAAUUGGCUUCAGAAAAAGUCGAAAUGGCUGUUUUGACUCGCCGUGAUGGAAAAACAGUUCUCGAAGAAUUGUCAACCAAAGAAGUUGAUCAAUUGAUUUCAGAACACGAAAAGAAAGAAAAGGAAGCUGAAACAUCAGAAAAGAAGUAA